Molecule: messenger RNA, 2025 nt
Organism: Suillus subaureus
Lineage: Eukaryota; Fungi; Basidiomycota; Agaricomycetes; Boletales; Suillaceae
Exons: 7
Coding region: 1-2025 (674 amino acids)
Source: RefSeq, a predicted model, not a curated record
AUGUCCCAUGCCGGCGAGACAGGCACAUCGUCUACCCCGCCACACGCCAAUACACCAUCCCAUGGUACUAGUUGGAUAGAAUCCACCCAAAACUGCCGUGGGGCUGCCGUCAUCAGCGAGAACAUCGGCCUGGUCGGUGAAGUCGGCCCAUGGAUUCAGCGGGACGUCGAGCACGCCAAACAGUGCAAAGCAGAUGCCAUGCUACAAGCCCCCCUGCAGCGUGCUUCUUGCGCUUCGGAGAAUAAACAUCCUGAGAUUCUGAAAAAGUGCCUGAAGACAGCUCUGCCGGUCUGCAACGGACAGGUCUUUGCUGGAGGUAUAUACUCUUCAGCCGUCGAGACAGCCCUGAAAAAAUACGUACGUCCAGGAGCAGAAAACAACUUCUACGGCCCUUUUAUAGAGGCCACCGACAUCGCGCUCGUUUGCCUUGAAGAGAUCAAGGUUGACGGGAUGCGUACUCCUGUCCCCGCCGUGGACAUUAUCUGUCAGCAGAACGAUAUGCCCACGUACCAAAAUCACCGGACCGAAAAAUCAACUUGGAAGCCCGACUGCGUGAUUCUUCCUUUGAACAGCGCAUGCGCUCCCUUCGAGGAUGAGAAGAGCGGCAAUAAGAGUAACCAGAAAGACGACGAGAAGCGCAAGGCUCACAUGGUCAAGAAUGCAAUGGCAAAGUCAGCGGCGCCACUCCCUUGGACAGAUGUUCUAGCUUGCAUCGAGUUCAAGAGAAAGACAGGCAGGAAGAAACAGAUCAAACCGCCGCACUCUUCAUAUAAAGUGAACGACUAUGUUCCUACAAAGCCAGAAUAUCUGCCGGUAGAUCAUCUUAAGGCUGGAGACUCGGCCCCAGCAACACAACCUGCGUCCGACACUUCUCUCCUAUCUUCCGGCCUUACUGCUGCCCAGCCUUCCCAGGGCGGGUCCAGCUCCAAGCGCGAGGCCACGGACACUUUGGAAUCCGCCGCAAAAAAAUCCAGGAUCAACCCUGAUGAGCCAGAUGUGACCGUUCAGACCGGUCUGUACGCUGCUGAAAUGUUUGCGGCCAAUUUUGCUGUCAAUUUUCUAAUUAAUAUUAACACCGAUGUGAUCUGGAUCUGGUAUUAUGAUCGGCAGGGCACCAUUCAAAGCUCGGGCAUCAACUUCAUUCAAGAUCUCCCACGAUUCAUGGCGUUGUUGUAUGCUUUACAACGAUUCGAGCUUAAUGAUUGGGACCGAAACAAGGACUUCCUCCCGGUUCAAGUUGAGGGUAAACGCUGCCAUCAAUUCAGAACCAAGAAUGAGGAACUUGGAGAUGUGGAUCUGCUGCUUCAUAUCAACCACGACGAACGCGUGACGCACUACGGACUGCAAGGACGCGCCACCAAUGUAGUCCUUGUCACUAGCGAAGCGCUCGCGAAGAAAUACAUAAACAUCCAGGAUGGGGUGGUGGUUAAGAUCUUUUGGGGCGAGGUGAAUUGUACUAGCGAGCCGAAAAUUUUGGACAAGGCCAAGGAGAUCGCCAAGGUGCACAGUACCGUAAAAGACCAUAUCCCUGAGCUGCUCUGGCACCACACGUUUAUGAAUCUCACUCGCGUGCUCUAUAUCCUUGUAUUCCACAAGCUCCAACCCAUCACGAAGCUUCACAACAAGGAGCUUUUCGACGUGUGGUAUCAAUGCUACGUUACUUUGUGGAAGGAAGAAGUAUUUCAUCGAGACGUCAGCCCUGGCAAGCUGAUAGGUGUCUUAAACGACUACGAUCUAUCAUCGUUGGCGGAUGACCAGGGUCAUCGAGGCAAUGAGCGCAUGGGAACAAUACCGUUCAUGGCGCUCGAGCUUCUCUCCAUACAGGGUCAGCGAGGUGAAGUCAAAUACCUAUAUCGUCAUGAUCUGGAGUCGUUUAUUUGGUGCUUCGCCCGGAUUUCCUUGCGUUACGAGAAUGGAGCCCUUCUACCAGUGAAAUCGCGUCGGCUGGAUGAUUGGGCCACUUCUGGCGCAGUGACAUGUGACAUGCUUAAGCUAUACCUUCUGAAUAAUCUCAAAGAAUACUGA